Messenger RNA from Solanum verrucosum, 1830 nucleotides. Its product is annotated as probable NAD kinase 1. The coding region runs from base 12 to 1607 and encodes 531 amino acids. Gene Ontology annotation, molecular function: NAD+ kinase activity. Gene Ontology annotation, biological process: NADP+ biosynthetic process; NAD+ metabolic process. The record is from RefSeq and is a predicted model, not a curated record. Lineage: Eukaryota; Viridiplantae; Streptophyta; Magnoliopsida; Solanales; Solanaceae. The transcript is spliced from 12 exons.
UUGAAUUUUUCAUGUCAAUGAAACAGACUCCUAUGUCUCCAAACAAACACACCUCUAAUGGAAAUGCUAGUGUUCUGCCACUGGAAAACACGUUUAGCGAUUCACUUGCCAUGUUGAAUUCUGAGAAGGCUGUAGAAGAACUUAUUCAACAGCCUAUUCUUCAUGGGAUUGAUGAUCAUCUGAUUGAGUUUGCUGAGGCUUUGAGAACUGUCGCAAAGGCACUAAGACAAGCUGCUGAAGGGAAGGCUUCUGCACAAGCUGAGGCUUCUGAAUGGAAGCGUAAAUAUGAAUUGGAGAGGACGCAUAAUUUGCAGUUAGAGAAUAAAGCAAUGCCACCAGAGAAGCAUUUGGAUGAGAAUGGGCGAGUCGUACACUUGACAAACAAACCUUUACUAUCAGAUGGUGCUGUGAAGAAAUCCGACAGGUGUUGUGGGGAGCAUGGAAUUUGCUCUCAUCAGGUUCUUCGUGAUGGAGAACAUGAUCAUGAUGCCAGUGUUGUUCCAAACAAGAUGACCAGAAAGGCAUCAUUCAAGUUGUCAUGGUGUUGCAAAGGUGAAAAAAGUGAUCAGAAAAAACACGAUAUUGUCUCUUUUGAAAAAGGAAACAUAACAACUGCUGAACGCAGCAGUAAACAGAUUUCUUUGAAGUGGGAAUCUCCCCCACAAACAGUGCUUAUAUUGACAAAGCCAAAUUCAACUGAUGUUAGAAUACUUUGUUCAGAAUUGGUCAGAUGGCUAAAAGAGCAGAAAAGCUUGAACAUUGUCGUUGAACCGCGGGUGCGCACUGAACUUCUAACAGAGUCAUCAUACUACCAGUUUGUACAAACUUGGGAAAAUGACAAGGAAAUUAUGUCUCUCCACUCAAAGGUUGAUCUUGUUGUAACUCUUGGUGGGGAUGGAACCGUCCUUUGGGCAGCAUCGAUGUUCAAAGGUCCAGUUCCUCCCGUUGUCCCAUUUUCUUUGGGUUCUCUUGGCUUCAUGACCCCAUUUUAUAGUGAGCGUUACAAGGAAUAUCUCGAUUCAAUUCUUCGUGGUCCCAUAAGCAUCACAUUGAGGCAUCGUCUCCAGUGUCACGUGAUUAGAGAUUCAGCUAAAAGUGAUCUGGAUAGUGAAGAGCCCAUACUUGUUCUAAACGAAGUCACAAUUGACCGUGGGAUUUCAUCAUUUUUAACAAAUCUAGAAUGCUAUUGCGAUAAUUCUUUUGUUACCUGCGUUCAAGGGGAUGGCUUAAUUUUGUCGACAACAUCUGGAAGCACUGCAUAUUCUCUUGCAGCUGGAGGAUCAAUGGUCCAUCCUCAGGUUCCUGGCAUCCUCUUUACACCUAUAUGCCCACAUUCUUUAUCCUUUCGUCCUCUCAUUUUGCCCGAGUAUGUGACAAUCCGAGUACAAGUACCUUUCAACAGUCGAGGUCAUGCAUGGGCGUCAUUUGAUGGAAAAGACAGGAAAAAGUUAGCACCGGGAGACGCCCUUGUUUGUAGCAUGGCUACUUGGCCUGUACCAACUGCAUGCCAAGCUGAUUCCACCAGUGACUUUUUACGUAGCAUACACGAAGGUCUUCACUGGAAUUUGAGGAAGACGCAAUCUUUCGAUGGCCCUCGAGAGACAUGAUCAUAUGUUCUAAUCCUUUAUCUGAUAAGGAAAUGAGAGGUUUUCCGAAUAUGUCUUGAUUUGAAGCAGAGCGAUCAUGAUACAUAUAUACACCUAUAUAUAUAUAAGUUCAAAUGUAGAAUUAACUAUGUGGAUGAUGAGUCUCAACUUUAGGUGCUUUAUUGUUGUUUGUAACUUACACAUAUAAUCAUAAUAAUAAGAAUAUAGAAGGAAGUUUGUACCA